AUGGGCAAAGACGUUUCAUUUCGGUGGGAAGACUGCGACGCGCUGAAGCAUCACUGCGGCUUUUGCAAUACACCUCUCCACCAUCCUAGCGCGAAGCGAUCAUGCUUCGGAACGCAUGCCGAGCCAUGUUUCCGCUUUCACCAAUUCAUGUUCAUGCGGCAUCGCGGCCACACAUGCGACAUGUGCAGCCAUAUUGACGAGCACCACUACAAGCGACACUUUGAGAUGUGUGAGCAAGUCCGAAGCAUUUACGAAAGCUGCGGUGAGAACUGGACCCUAAUGCCCGAGUACGGAGAAGACCGCGGACGGUCCAUGGGUAGAGGUCCGGACGCAUUCGAUAGUGACGGCAGGUCUUCGAUUCCAGGUGACAUGCCCUUAAGAAAGAGAGAUAGGAAAGAACAAAAGAGGCAGAUACGAGCGGCUACUAGGAGCAAAGUGAUCACGCACGAGGACGUCAAGUACAUCGAAUCUGUCCUACAUCCGGCGGGCCCUCAAGAAGACACUGAGAUCCCCGCCAAUUCCGAGGAAAUCGAGGAGAUCGAGCAGCAUCUGAAUUACAACGCGCAAUGUUAUAAUCACGGGCAGAAACGAAGCAAAAUUCGUGAAUUUGCUCGUAUUCCUGAUGCAGACAUCGACUUCGGCGCCGAGAUCGAUCGUAUCUUCGAGAUUCUCCACAUCAACGAGCUUCUCAAGCGCAACGAGAGAAACCGGGGCUUGCGAAACAAAGAACUAGCAAGCUUCAAUACAAUUGUGUCUGAGCUGAAGGGGCUUAUCAUCACCGACAUGGUGCAGAACAAGAAAGAUGAGCUGGAGAUUAGAAUGCGCAGGGCUGCCUUUCUGAGAUAUGCCAACAAGACAAGCUUCAACAUUGUGGGAAAUAGAUAUGCUGACAAAGACUGGAAGACGGGACAAAAGUAUCGAUCCGUCGGCUCCGAUUCUGCGUUGUCGGAUUGCUUGACGGCUGUUGAAGAAGAGGUCGAAGAAGACGACUUUAUUGAUGAGAACGAAUUACGCAACCUUUCAACAGCCACCUUACACGAUGCUGAUCGGCGGCAUAUCGAACAGUCUCAUAGGAAGCUUGGUAGUGACGAGUUUCCCGAGGAAAUUGUAGCCGUCCAAGACAUCAAAAACUUGCCUGCUGAAUUUGGGCCCAAGCCACUGCCUUCGCUGAGAAUCGUCAACACAAACAUCGUGCCGCCGCAGAAGAUCAGGUUCUACAAUCCAUGGAAGCAGCUCAAACCAAGCAUUACGAAGCCAUCUGAAGUACCUAAGCGGACUGUACGGAAUCUAUCGUCGAGUGAGCUAAUCGACAAGGACCCCGUGCCAGAGGAAGACGAUGCAUGGCAGACUGUGGGUCCCACUACUAUCCCAAUGAGAAACUCAAGUGGACGCAUAGAAUCUCGCCGUACAAAGAAUGUGCUGUCGCUGCAAGCACCUAAGUCGUCUAGCUCUCAUACAACCCCCAUAGCUCCAUGGCAUGCCCUGAAGCCGACACGUGUCGGCGUAACUGCCUGGAUGGACCAAGGUGCAGCCGAUAGGCGGAAGAUGGCGGAGAAACUAGACCGAGAAGAAAAGAAAGGGUAUGCACAAAAUUUAUCUGCGUUACUACCCACCGCUUACAUGCUCUCCAGAAGGAUUGAUGCGCAGUUUCGGAUCGAAGAGCGAAAGAAGCAGUUGGAGUUCGUAGAAGGACGUCUCCAGCGGAAAGUAGAGGAUAGGAAGCUUCAAAAGCCCAAGAAGCCUACAGAAGUUGCAGAGCUCCCGGAUACCAAACAUGCCGCUGUUGAAUCGCGAAAGAAGAAGGAGAAGAAGAGGCAGCGCGAAGCUCAGCGGAAGGCUAGACGAGCCGCAGAGAAGGAGCAUGGCGAUCCCGAGUUGGUAGGUCCAUCACCUGAUGGCACUGAAGCAGACGAGUCUGCUUUCGAGGUUUCGCCUGUCGAUAGUAUGUUUCGUGAUGGAGGGAUAGACUCAACGUUUCGAGACUUGUGUUCGCUUUUGAAGGAGGGGUCUACAUCAGAAGCUGAGGGUACCGACGCUGCGGACGAUUGCGACGAUGACCAUAGCUCAUCAUACGACGAAGUCGGAGAAGCGAUUGAGCACUCUAUUCAUGUACCACACGCGAAGGCGGAGUUAAUGUGUCAUAGUCUCCGGCUCGCGCCUUCAAUGCGGGAUUAUUCGUCUGUUGGUGGUAAUAUGACGCCUGAAUUCUCUUCAAAGCUAUCAAAACACCUUUUCGGACCCGGGCGUACUACGAAAGGCGUCACUUCUAUUGAGAACAAGUCCGUUUCCUUCGAGCUAUCUAAGAGCCCCGCGACAAUCCCAACAACCAAGACUGGCCGACACCGGGACUGGCUGCAGCAGUUUGCCAACGCAAUGAAAUUUGAUAGCGUAGGGCGACCGCUGUUCGAACCCGACCACCCUGCCUACAAGAACACUAGCUCUGCCUGCUCGUGGAUCGGCGAAUGCCCGUACGAGUCUUCGGGAAUACCUGACUGCCCAUACCAUCGGACAUACUGUAAAUGUGUUGAUCCAACCAAUCAAAACAAUUUCCAGUACAUCGUCUACGCGGACUCGAAUCCGUGUGAGCUCGGCCCCUACAACUACAUGCAGAGUAGGAAGCUCAUGGAGUUCUUCCAGUCCCAGCCUGAGACCAAGGACAAACUCAUGCUCGUCGACGAGGACCUCUACACCUGGCUGUACACCGUCGGUCGCCACUGGCGCGUUGAGGGAAUGACGAUGAAGAAGCUCGAGAACACCCCUAUGCCAAAGCGCCUCUCGUGGGAGAUCGAGGACUACGUGCGGGGCUUCCAGAAGGGCCGCGCCAUGAACCAAGUCGAACAGUUCCAGGACCUAGCUGACCGCAACGAGCGCCUGUCCCUCGUCGGCUGUCGAGCUAAAGUCACGGAGCAACUGCUUGAGAGUUUGCGCAAGAAGUGUGAGACAGGACCAGCGGACGAAUCUAUUUGCUACUGCCAGGCCGACUUGCCCGAGAAUCUGAAGGCCAAGGAGGAGCUCGUCGAGUGCAUGUUUAACGACUGCCCUAUACGAUUUUUCCACCGCCACUGCAUCGGAAAGCUGGGGUACAACAAGGUAACGACGUGGUACUGCGGACAUUGCGAGAAGAAUAUCAGCGUGGCUGCGCAGAAGGCACUGCAUGAGGCGCAUGCGAUAUCUAUGAAGACACCGGCGCCGGACUUUGAGAGCAGGGAGAUGAAGGGCAAGAUGAGAUUUGUGGCGAAGCGUUCGGAUAUGCUUUUGACUGGACACUGUGAGAAGUGUUGA
This is a messenger RNA of Paraphaeosphaeria sporulosa, 3282 nucleotides long. RefSeq lists its product as uncharacterized. The record is from RefSeq and is a predicted model, not a curated record. Bases 1 to 3282 code for a protein of 1093 amino acids. Lineage: Eukaryota; Fungi; Ascomycota; Dothideomycetes; Pleosporales; Didymosphaeriaceae. The transcript has 3 exons.